Rhizophagus irregularis DAOM 181602=DAOM 197198 is the source of this 780-nucleotide messenger RNA. NCBI's taxonomy places the organism in Eukaryota, Fungi, Glomeromycota, Glomeromycetes, Glomerales, Glomeraceae. The record is from RefSeq and is a predicted model, not a curated record.
UAGUGAACCUUAUUGUAACCCUAAUAUUAUUCCUAAUAAUUUAUUAUCUUUAAAUUUUGAAUCAUUUCAAUAUUUAUUUCUUAACAAAGCUGAUCCUGAUCUAAAUUAUUCUAUAAAUAAUAUAAUAGACACAGCUCAUUUUUCACUUUAUCUAGGAAGAGCUUAUUUUAUAUCUUAUAAACCAAUUAUUGUUGAUAAAGAUGUUAAAUUAAAUUUACAAUUAGAACAACUACCCAUACAGUUAGAAUCCAAUGAAGUUAAUCUUAAAAUUUUUCCACAUAAACUCACAGAUUUAAUAUCUAAUCUUGGAGGUUUCUAUGGUGCUAUAGCCGAACUCUUUUAUUUAUUUUUUGGAAUGCAAAGACUUGAACCAUGGGGUUUGGCACAAAAAUAUCUUUUUUCUUGCACGCACUGCAGAAAAAGCUUAAAGAGAAAUUUUGCAAGAAAAUAUGUUUCAUCUGCCGGUAUUCCAUUAGUUGAAAAAGUUAAUAAAAGACCUGAAGGAUCAUCUUUAGAGGAAAGAGUUCAAAUUUUAGAAACUUUAUUAAGAGAUUAUUAUUUAGAUGAUUAUUAUUUAAAGAAAGUCAAAUAUGUUAGGAUUAAUCAUAAAAGACUCCUUAAAAAAUACGAAGAAAUCGACAGACAAGAUAAUGAAGACACAGUAAAUACAGAAAGUACAGAACCUGACGAUUCUUUAGUUUAAUGAACGUUCAAUUUAGUUUAAAUUCCUUAAACCACUAUUUAUUUUUAUUUUUAUUUUAAUGUCAGACAAUUUUCAAA